CUUAAUUUCAAUGCUACAUACAGAAAUGCAAUGUUCAUGUGUGAAAGUAUUCUAUAUUUUUUUCACACAUGAACAUUCUUGAAGUAUUCACCCCCUUUAGUCAGUAUUUGGUAGAGUAACCUUUGGCAGCCAUGAGUUUAUUUGGAUAAGUUUAGUCAGUUUUACACAUCUGGAACCAAGCAAUUUUUGCCCAUACCUCUUACCAUCAUGUUGGACCUUUAGUAAACAGCAAUGUUUAACUCUUUCCACAUAUUCUCAAUUGGAUUGAGGUCCAGGCUUUGACUGGACAUCUUUCACUCCAGGACAUUUUUGUUCAUCAGCCAUUGUUCUGCGGGAAGAUGAAUCUUCACCCGAGUCCAAGGUUUCUUGCAGACUUUAGCAGGUAUUCAUCCAGGAUUUAUCUGUAUUUUGCAGCAUCCAUUUUGCCCUCUGUCUUCACAAGUUUUCCAGGCCCUGACUCAGAGAAGCAUCCCCAUAGCAUGAUAAUGCCACCACCAUCCUUCAUACAGAGGGUGUUCUCAGGAUGGUGUGCCCUGUUAAGCUUCUAUCAAACAUAGGCUUAUUGAAACCAUAGAACUUUCUUCCACUUGGUCUCAGUGUCUCCCACAUGUUUUGCUGUGAGUGAUUUUUCAACAAAGACUUUCUUUUUACCACUCUCCCAUAAAGGCCACUUUUGUGACACACCGGGGCUAUUGGUACACUAUUUGCAGUGCCAGCUCAACUCAGCAGUAAAAGACUGUAACUCCUUUAGAGUUGCCAUAGUCCUCUUGGUUGCCUCCCUGAUUAGUUCCCUUCUUGUUCUAGACAUCCUCUUCUAGAUCAAUAUACAGCCAUAUUCUCUCCAUUUCUUAAUAAUGGACAUUACUGUACUCCAGGGAUAUUCAAUGCCUUAGAAAUUGGCCUAUAUUCUGCCCAUUUUUCUUGUGUAUGUCACACAUUUCUAAUAAGCAACUGUCUUGCUAUAUAAAUUAAGUUUGACUUGAUUGCAGCCAGACAACCUUUGACUUAUCAGUCCAGAGCACAUUUGUCAUGCUCUUGUGAUCUUGGCAUGGGCGUGUUAACAUACGCCAUUUACAUUGUAGUCUGUUAGCAGACACUCUUAUAAAGAGCGACGUAUGGGUCAGACAAGGUUGGGCGCAAAUGCUAGCGAAGGCGCGACAUCAAAAACAUCUCUACCAUUUUUUAGCUAGUAACUAUUCUAGCCCUCAUUCAAUAAAUAGUAUGGUAAGGUAUAAAGGAACAACAAAUCAAUAACUUCACAUUUGAUUGAUGAUAUAGGCCUACACUUAUUAACUUGCAUUCAGUGUAGUGUUGUACAGUUGUGGGAACUCGGCUACAAACAAAAUCAGUUUCUCCCAAAAUAAUUUACAGAUUGACGAAUGACUGUAACGCGCUUUUAGCCGUCUGGUUGCGCCUAUGAAGUGCUUUUCUAGUAAAUCGGGAGGUCCAAUUAAGCACUUCGCCUACUUAAGAGGUCAGCAAAUUAAAAAUUACUUGAAUUUUGAGCACAGCGACUUGACGGUAGUUUUUAAAAUAGUUUCGAGUAGUUCAGUAAAAAUAACAUAUUUUGAAUCAUUUCAUUCAUUUGGAAGCUCACACUUCUGGUUUGUUGAUGAUUGGGAUUAGCACUGAUGCGCGCUCGCAGGUUCUCCACCUCUCCAGGAACAAGCGCUACACCCUCACCCCGGAGAAACUCAAAUGGGACAAGUUCAAGCUCACAUACAAGUUGCUUUCUUUCCCAACUAACCUGAUAAAUGCCAGUGACACGCGCCGGGGCAUUGCCAAAGCAUUCACUAUGUGGAGUGACGUCUCGCCCUUCAGCUUUAGGGAGGUGCCGGCUGAUCAGGACGCAGACAUCAAGAUAGGCUUCUACCCCGUCAACCACACGGACUGUCUGCAGUCCUACUUGCACCACUGUUUUGACGGAAUUACUGGCGAACUGGCGCACGCCUUCUUCCCCCCAACAGGCGAGAUCCACUUUGACGACCACGAGUAUUGGAUUCUAGGAAACAUGCGCUUCAGCUGGAAAAAAGGGGUGUGGCUAACAGACUUAGUCCACGUAGCGGCUCACGAGAUUGGCCAUGCCCUGGGCCUCAUGCACUCCUUGAAUCCUAAAGCCAUCAUGCAUCUAAACGCAACUUUGACAGGGCGCAAGGCCAUCACGCAGGACGAAGUGUGGGGCUUGCACCAUCUAUAUGGAUGUUUGGAUAGGUUUUUUAUCUGUCCAGCCUGGGCACGGAAAGGCUAUUGCGACAGCAAGCGUAAGCUCAUGCAGAAGCACUGCCCCUCCAGCUGUGAUUUCUGUUACGAGUUCCCUUUCCCCACCGUGGCCCCCACCCCCACCCCCCAACGGACCAAACACAAGUUGGUGGCUGAGGGUAAGAAGCUGACCUUCAGAUGUGGAAAGAAAAUUGCUGCUAAGAAAGGAAAAGUAUACUGGUACAAAGAUGGAGAACUUCUGGAAUACUCCCACCCUGGCUACAUCUCCCUAAAGGACGACCACAUCAGUAUUGUGGCCAAUGCAAUCAACGAGGGUACAUACACUUGCAUUGUGAGGAAAAAGAACAAGGUCCUCACCAAUUACUCUUGGAUGGUACGCGUUCGCUUCUAAUGCAAAGCACCAACUGCUCACAGAAGCGCUGAGUAUUAGCACAGAGACCACAUAGACAAAUGGACAGACUCACACACAAGGACAUAGAACAUAACAUGUCUGCUAUGGACUUGAAUGGGUAUGUCUGUUCUAAGAAUUAUAUUUCCAUGGACAACUUCACUUACGCACACAGCUUGAUCAAAUGAAGGCCUCACUCACAUUGGUACAGAUUUAUGUUUUAAUGUAUGUAUUUCUAAACAUUCCACUAAUUUCACAUCUACUUUUUGUUUUGUAAUGCACUUUGGGGUGUGUACAAUAAAGAGUUUUGGUCUGUGAUAAGCGGUAUAUUGAUGGAAAAAUGUAUGGAAAUAAGUUCAGCUGUGUAACCUUCUUUGCUUUAGAGUUUUGACCUACAUUCAGCAGAUUUGUCGCCCUUUUGGCACAGUGUAGCAUGACUGUUUUAAAAUGGGCUUCAUAUAAACUCUUCCCCUUGCAAUAUCCAUCCACACAGGUCCAGAAAUAUUUGGACACUGACACAAAAAAAAUUCAUAAUUUUGGUUCUGUACGCCACCACAAUGGAUUUGAAAUGAAAAAACUGAGAUGUAAUUGAAGUAUGGACUUAGCUUUAAUUCAAGGGAUUGAACAAAAAUGUUGUAUGAAACACUUAGGAAUUGCAACCAUUUUCAUACAAAGUCCC
Esox lucius (northern pike) is the source of this 3287-nucleotide messenger RNA. It is a transcript of the gene mmp23ba, whose product is annotated as matrix metallopeptidase 23ba. The coding region runs from base 1613 to 2611 and encodes 332 amino acids. Lineage: Eukaryota; Metazoa; Chordata; Actinopteri; Esociformes; Esocidae. The record is from RefSeq and is a predicted model, not a curated record. Gene Ontology annotation, biological process: collagen catabolic process; proteolysis; extracellular matrix organization. Gene Ontology annotation, cellular component: extracellular matrix. The transcript has 8 exons. Gene Ontology annotation, molecular function: metalloendopeptidase activity; zinc ion binding.